Pseudoliparis swirei is the source of this 1596-nucleotide messenger RNA. RefSeq names its product zinc finger protein 595-like. Gene Ontology annotation, molecular function: DNA-binding transcription activator activity, RNA polymerase II-specific; RNA polymerase II cis-regulatory region sequence-specific DNA binding. NCBI's taxonomy places the organism in Eukaryota, Metazoa, Chordata, Actinopteri, Perciformes, Liparidae. The record is from RefSeq and is a predicted model, not a curated record. The annotation marks the transcript as partial. Gene Ontology annotation, biological process: regulation of transcription by RNA polymerase II. The transcript has 2 exons. Gene Ontology annotation, cellular component: nucleus.
CUGGAGAAACUAUUCAGUUGUUCAGUUUGUGGUAAAACAUUCAGACAAGCGCACAAUCUGAAACUACACUCAACUGUCCACACUGGAGAGAAACUAUUCAGUUGUUCAGUUUGUGGUAAAACAUUCAGACUAGCACACACUCUGAAACGACACUCAACUCUCCACUCUGGAGAAAAACUAUUCAGUUGUUCAGUUUGUGGUAAAACAUAUAGACGCGCGCACAAUCUGAAACAACACUCAACUGUCCACACUGGAGAGAAACUAUUCAGUUGUUCAGUUUGUGGUAAAACAUUCAGACGAGCACACACUCUGAAACGACACUCAACUGUCCACUCUGGAGAAAAACUAUUCAGUUGUUCAGUUUGUGGUAAAACAUAUAGACGCGCGCACAAUCUGAAACAACACUCAACUGUCCACACUGGAGAGAAACUAUUCAGUUGUUCAGUUUGUGGUAAAACAUUCAGACAAGCACACACUCUGAAACGACACUCAACUGUCCACACUGGAGAGAAAUUAUUCAGUUGUUCAGUUUGUGGUAAAACAUUCAGACAAGCGCACAAUCUGAAAGAACACUCAACUGUCCACACUGGAGAGAAACUAUUCAGUUGUUCAGUUUGUGGUAAAACAUUCAGACAAGCGCACAUUCUGAAACUACACUCAACUGUCCACACUGGAGAGAAACUAUUCAGUUGUUCAGUUUGUGGUAAAACAUUCAGACUCGCGAACACUCUGAAACUACACUCAACUGUCCACACUAGAGAGAAACUAUUCAGUUGUUCAGUUUGUGGUAAAACAUUCAGACAAGCGCAGAGUCUGAAACUACACUCAACUGUCCACACUGGAGAGAAACUAUUGAGUUGUUCAGUUUGUGGUAAAACAUUCAGACAAGCGCAGAGUCUGAAACUACACUCAACUGUCCACACUGGAGAGAAACUAUUCAGUUGUUCAGUUUGUGGUAAAACAUAUAGACAAGCGCACAAUCUGAAACGACACUCAACUGUCCACACUGGAGAGAAACUAUUCAGCUGUUCAGUUUGUGGUAAAACAUUCAGACUAGCAAGCAAUCUGAAACUACACUCAACUGUCCACACUGGAGAUGAACUAUUCAGUUGUUCAGUUUGUGGUAAAACAUUCAGACAAGCACGCAAUAUGAAACGACACUCAACUGUCCACACUGGAGAGAAACUAUUCAGUUGUUCAGUUUGUGGUAAAACAUUCAGACUAGCGCACACUCUGAAAGUACACUCAACUGUUCACACUGGAAAAACAAAUUAGUGGUACAUUUUUCUUUAAAAAAUUCUCUCUUCUCUGUGAUUUAAGAAAAUCACUAUUGCAUUGAUAAGAUCAUCAGAAAUAAAUGAGACAUGGUUAAAUACUUAAAAACCGGAGGGUUGAAUAAAUAAGUUCAUUCAGCUACGUUGUUGUUUAUGUUGUUGUUCAUGUUGUUCAUGAUAAGGUUGAAGAAGUUUUCUCUGCAAGUCUUGACCCUAUAUGAGUGAACACUGAGUGUUUUAUGAGUUCACAGUCUGUGACAUCACAGUCGAGGGUUACGCAGGUGUGUGUGUGUGUCUGUCGAUAUAUAAAAAAUUAACUGAA